Messenger RNA from Adineta steineri, 429 nucleotides. The record is from the annotation of a GenBank genome assembly. NCBI's taxonomy places the organism in Eukaryota, Metazoa, Rotifera, Eurotatoria, Adinetida, Adinetidae.
AUGUCUAUGGAAUUUGAAUCGGAAAUUCCUGAGAAAAUAGCGAAUCUUCAAACUAUUAUUUCACCUAACGAGAUAAUGCAUCAAACCGAUGAAGUACACAGUCUUCAAUCGCACAAAAUUGUAGAACUGGAUGUACAUCAAUUCACACCCGCUGAAAACAAUUCUCAAAAUGCUGAAACAUCAGCACAUUUUUUACAUGCUGUUCCAUUAGUUAAUGAGCAGCAACAAACUCACUUAGAACCACCAGAAACAACAAAUGUACGAUACAAGCCUCAAUUAAGGCUUUGUCGACGUCAUACAAAUCAGAAACCUCGGUUACAUGACUUAGUAUCCACUUCAAAACAAUGGUUUACAAAGUCUUCACCCAAUGUUAAAACAAUUAAAAUACUUCGGGAUCUCGAAUCACUUUUAUUCUAUGCGAUACUUUAA